AUGAGACUUCAAUUCUUUGUUCUCCUCUAUGUUGCUCUAAUGGUCUCUGCAGAUGCGUGCACACAAGGUAUAGUUGGCGGUUGGCAUCCAAUCAAAGACAUCAAUGACCCACAAAUAACAGGUAUAGCCAAUUUUGCUGUUACAGAGUACAACAAACGAACUGGAUUGAAGCUAAAACUCAAGAACGUCGUCAAUGGUGAAGUUCAGAUUAUCUCGGGGACCAACUACAGUCUGAUCCUUUCUGCCGGUGACAGUUCCGGUUAUAACGUUUAUGAAGCUGUUGUGUAUGAGUCAUUGCAACAUUCCAAGAAACUCACUUCUUUUGUACCUUCUAAUUGUCUUGUUCCUUCUAACAAUUAG
Lathyrus oleraceus (garden pea) is the source of this 360-nucleotide messenger RNA. Its product is annotated as cysteine proteinase inhibitor 5. NCBI's taxonomy places the organism in Eukaryota, Viridiplantae, Streptophyta, Magnoliopsida, Fabales, Fabaceae. Gene Ontology annotation, molecular function: cysteine-type endopeptidase inhibitor activity. The coding region runs from base 1 to 360 and encodes 119 amino acids. The record is from RefSeq and is a predicted model, not a curated record. The transcript has a single exon.